GCUGUGUCUCCAGUACAGCAGUUGCACACCGCGCUGUUGCGGGAGUGUUUUGCCGUUUCUGCGGGGCUUCCUUCGGCGGUACAAACAGACAUUUGUGCCGUAACAGUGAUUCCACCGCAGUGCAGCCGGACAGCAGCACAGAAUGGCGUCCCUCUCUGAGCAGCUGCAGGAUGUGCGGAGUCAGGCUGAAGUGUGUCUGUAUUCUGGGGGCAGAGUGGUGGAUCUGCGGGCUGGGGUAGUGGCCAUGGCUAAUCUGCCCUUACCACCCUGCUCUAAAUACCACCACAUUGCUGCAGAAACGAUGGUCAUAGAGAACAGCUUUGGCAGAAACAGGAAGGAGACUCUUGGAUCUCUUCAGCGCUUAUCUACAGCGCUUAACAUCCUCGAAAAGUAUGGCUGUAAUCUGACAAAUCCCAACAGGCCAAAGUACUGGAGGACUGUAAAACACAACAACCCAGUGUUCAGGGCCACAGUUGAUGCUAUCCAGGGAGGACGCGCUGUACUCUGUCUCUAUGGUUACUCUAAUCAGCAGCCAGAUGGACUCAGUUUCCCUGAUGAUGUUACAGAUCCUGAUGUGGGCAGAGUUGCUGCGGUAACUCUGGAAGUGAUGAGCCUGAGAAUGGAACUAGAAAUGCUUAUCAAGGAGGCUCAUCCCCAUCCUGAAUUCUAUGAGAGAAUCAUUCCUACACUCAGACACAAGGAUGUGGGACUCAACACUGAUGCUGUGAUCUCGUCACGCCAUGCAGACAGCCAGACCAAGUCUCUAGCUUUUUCCCUAUACCGUCGAUCCUCCAGGGAGAGCAACCGCAGCCACUCGCUCUCUGCCAACAACCAAAGCCUCAGGUCCAUUCAGGUCUUUUCCACCUUCUCAAGCAAACAUCCAGAGAACUGCGCUAUUUGCGGAAUAUUUCGCAUCUCAGCCCACUGCCUCACCUGCCUCCAGGGGCUGUGCUCAGACUGUGACAGACUGUAUCACUCCUACCCUGAGAGAGCCAACCACCAUCGAACAGCUGUCACGUCAUCAACUUCAUCCAAAAACAGGAGCAAUGAAGGUUCUUCCACCUGGCGUUGCCUUCACUGCACUAAAGUCAACUCUAUCCAGGAUGUGCUCUGUGACGAGUGUGAGCAGCCUCGCUUGGAACCCCUCGGCUCUAAAGAAGAGGAAUGUCAGCCUGCUACUAUCAUCGAGUGGCAGUGUAAGAGCUGCACUAUGGUGAAUGCAGCCAGUAGUAUUCUGUGUGAGGUUUGUGAACGACCUCGUUUGGCGACGCGACCUCCAGUGACCCCGUCGCACCCACCCAUAACCCCACCCAGACCUCCAGCACCAGUAUUGGGGAUGCCCGGUGACCCUGACAGUCAGUGGGUGUGUCAGUUCUGCACAUAUCUGAACUACUCUCCGGCUAUGGUGUGUGAGAUGUGUGACCUGGCUCGCCCAGAGCCUGCACCGCUGCCAGUGAAGCUCCGCCCUCCCUCUCCUGUUAGACGUGUCCCUGCUCUGCCGAUCAAACCGAAGGAACCUGCUCCUGAAGAUCUGGACUCCUGGAGGCAGAAUUUGAUAAAGGAGGAGGGGCUAAAGCUGAUUCAACUAAUCAGACAUGGGGAGAAGAAAGGAGUGAGUCCAGAGGAAGUAUACACAAGCAUGAGGGUAGCUGGGGACAGCAACAUCCUGCCCUGCAAGUGGUUAAAGACUGAACUUCCCCUGCUUUUAGACCAGAUCAGGAUGUUGGUGGCGACAUCGUCCUUUCAGUCAUUUUCAGAUAAGACCUCAACUGAAGACAAAAAUAACAUAACACAGGAUCUCACCAAGGAGGCUGGCAAAGUGGUAGAUCUUGCAGAAACAGAAAGUGUGAUCCAGCUUUCCAGAGCAGAAGCUAAACAAGCCUGGCUUACAGCAGGGGGUGACACAGAGAGAGCUGCCAGACAAGCUCUGAGAGACCGACUCGCCAAGGUAAAGGAGCUGUGUGCACUCGGCUUUAGUGAUGAAAGUCACUGUCAUGAGGUUUUACGGCAGAGUGGUGGUGAGGUAAGAGGAGCCUUGGCGUUGCUACAACGACCACUUCUGGAGCCCUUCCACAAACGCAUCUGGAGUGAGAAACCUGAGCCUCCUGUCGAUAUCCACCAUCCUGACAAGCAGCGUGUAUGUCGGUGGCUUCUAGCAGUCUACGAUCUACCCAGCUGGGGUCGCUGUGAGCUGGCACUGUCGCUUCUUCUGGAGCACAGCGCCCCCUAUUCCCUAGAAGAUGUGGUGCAGGCAGUGCAAGAGUCCCACGACAGGGAAUUUAUCAAGCGAGUGCUCGCCAAAGAAUGUCCCAUCUGCCUCUCGGUUUUCCCUCACAGCAAAAUGCAGUCUCUCACGUCGUGUCAGUGCUCUGUGUGCUGUGGUUGUUUUCAGCAGCACUUUACCAUCGCUGUAAGGGACAAACACAUCAGAGACAUGGUGUGUCCAGUCUGUUGGGAGCCUGACAUCAAUGACCCCGAACACCUCAACAGCUACUUCUCCACCCUGGACAUCCAGCUGCGAGAGUGUCUAGAGCCAGAAGUCUACGAGCUUUUUCACAAGAAGCUGACAGAGCAGGCUUUAAUCAAGGACCCCAAAUUUCUCUGGUGCUGUCACUGCUCAUAUGGAUUCAUCUAUGAUGGAGACCAGUUGAAGGUCACCUGUUUUCAAUGUCGAAACAGUUUCUGUGCUCACUGUAAAAAGCCUUGGGAGUCUCAGCAUGCUGGUCUGUCCUGUGAACAGUUCCAGUCCUGGAAAAGAGAGAAUGAUCCAGAAUAUCAGAGACAGGGCCUGGCUGGAUACCUCAGAGACAACGGCAUCACUUGUCCUAACUGUCGCUUUCAGUAUGCGCUGUCUAAAGGAGGCUGCAUGCAUUUCUGCUGCUCACAGUGUCGUUACCAGUUCUGCAGUGGCUGCAACAACCCUUUCCACACUACCUGUGCAGUGGACCAGUGCACGGUGUCUGGACUGCAUGCCCAUCAUCCUAGAGACUGUCUCUUCUAUCUGAGAGACUGGGAACCAUCCAGGCUGCAGGCUUUGCUCCAGAAUAACGGAGUUGCCUUCAACACUGAACCUCCUCCUGGAACUCAGACAGAUCUGUGUGGAGUAAUAGAGCAAAAAGAUGAGGGCGGGCAGCAGUCAGAUGCAGCCUGUGGAGCUCAGACCCAACCUGGACAUGCUGGACUCUGCGAGAAGCAUUACCGGGAGUACUUGGUGAGCCUGAUCAAUAGCCACUCCAUUGACCCAGCACCGCUCUACAGCUCAAACGAGCUGCUGCUGGCCUGCAGGAGGUACAAGGUAGAGGACACCCACAGGGACGGGGAGGACACCUUCACCUACUACACCAGGCUUCUUGAGAAACUGAUGGAUGAAGUACCGCUCGGUGAUAAGGUGCCACGAAAGAAGUAGAGGAUGCUCAGUUCCUGUUUUAUAUCAUUUGUAACUACAUUAACCGUUCAACUUAAAACUCAGCAACAAGACAAGAUGAUCCAGAAGAUCCCUGUUUUUCAGGUGGACAAUGUAUUAGUGUUCACUUAUACCUCUGUGAUAGUGUAAAUAAAUAGUUUGACUUUGUCAGAAAACCACAUUUCAAAAUCAACGUAUGUGAGCUGGAACAUGAGACAAGCUCUGACUAAAUCAUUUAAAUCAGCUGAAUGUUCUUUUGUGUAAAACUGUUGAGCAACAACAUUUCUUUACAUUUUUCUUCCGCAGAGAGACUUUCUUGAGCAAUAGUUCUUCAGGUUUUCUCAAGUUUUUUCAAAGUUUGGAUGUUGCCUGCUUUUCACUUACAGUUAUGUAACACUGACCUAUAACUCAUUCAAGCAUAAAAAAUGCUCCUAACUCAAGAGAUGAACCAGUGAUGUGUCCUCACAUAUCAAACUACGUCACAAAGAAAUCAAUUUUAAAUCAUAUUUGUAGGCACACUUGCAGCCUUCCAAAAACACAGUGUGUUUCCCCUUCUUUAGGUAUGUCUGUGAAAAAUGCCAAAGAUAUCACAUUUUGACAGGCAUAGAAUAAUAUUUCUGUACCAACAAGGUGAUUGCUAAAGAACAGCAUCAUGGCCGAGGGAAUUACAAAAAACUGUCUACAGCAGAUAAACAACAUCUACAAAUCACGUCCUAAAAAAGGAAGAAAAAUCUGUCAAAGCUCCGACACAGGAACUGAGUGAUUUACGUGAUUUGUUUCUCUUAAGGAAGGGAAACAGAGAAAAGGCCGAACUACACAAGAACCGGACUGAAAUGAGUGGCAACAGAUCUUAAAUCAUCAUCAAUAUGGACGAAGGAUAUCAGGGAGGUACAGUAGUGAAUAUCAACAGAGUUUAGUUCCAAAAGCCGCGUUUCAGCUUUUGGACUUUAGAAUUGUACAGACGUUGUUUUUGGCUUCCAUGUGUGUUUCAAUACGUUUCAAAAAUCACUGCACUUGCUCCCAUUUUCCUCGCAAAAUUCAAAGAAGUGAGAGUUGCUUUGAGACGUUUACACAGUACUGUACACUGAGGCUUUGCUUCUUUUUUCCUCAAAUGAACAGCCAGUAUUUCGGCUGGAUCUUUUUAUUGUGCCAACCAAAUAAAACAAAACUUUCCUCUUUUCUCAAACUCGCUGUUUCACUCCCCAGCUGUGAGACGUAGCCUUACUUAUAUAAUACACAGAUGUGAAUACAAGGGCAAAUACUUUUAUUUUCAAUUGGCUUCAGCAGCAAAUGAAUCACUAAGGUAGCGAUAUAUAUUUUUUUUGUUUUACUACGUUACCAAAGUUUAUUGAAAGAUGUAUUGAAAUCAGCUUGACUGUAACAUUGGAUUUGAUUGGAGCAAAUUAACAUCUUAUUGAAAUUAUAAGUGCUUGCAUCACUACGUAAGCUCACAUAAGAGCUUACUUAGUGAUUAAGUAAGUUAACCUAAUUAAUCUUAAGUAAGUUAAGAGCCAAGAGAAUAAAAGUUGUCCACUCUGCAGGGAUGAAAACAAAUGAAGGAUUGUAAACUCAGAAUCUACAGGUGACUGCAUGUUUUGCAAAGGCUGUUACUGCAGAAAGUAAACAAGUUCUAUUGAUACAUAAAAAUUCAUCUUUUAUUUCCUUUCUUAUAAAAUGCUACAUUUCCACAACUUUGUUUUUACUGGCCAUUUGAGAGUGGUAGGUUGCAUGUAAAAAUCAGAAUGCUUACACUUGACAGACAGAUAAUGGUUUGACCAAAUGAAUAACAUACUGAGAGUUUAAAAGCUGCCGUUUGUAAUAAGCAAGAACAUAAGUCCCUGUGAAAGUGUAUUCUGUGUCAUGUACUGUGUCUAAUAAAGCAUUCAUAACAUGACUGA
Molecule: messenger RNA, 5301 nt
Organism: Maylandia zebra (zebra mbuna)
Lineage: Eukaryota; Metazoa; Chordata; Actinopteri; Cichliformes; Cichlidae
Gene: rnf31
Product: ring finger protein 31
Biological process (GO): protein linear polyubiquitination
Cellular component (GO): LUBAC complex
Molecular function (GO): K63-linked polyubiquitin modification-dependent protein binding; K48-linked polyubiquitin modification-dependent protein binding; zinc ion binding
Source: RefSeq, a predicted model, not a curated record